Messenger RNA from Papilio polytes (common Mormon), 1275 nucleotides. RefSeq lists its product as uncharacterized. The record is from RefSeq and is a predicted model, not a curated record. Lineage: Eukaryota; Metazoa; Arthropoda; Insecta; Lepidoptera; Papilionidae. The transcript has 3 exons. Bases 100 to 1230 code for a protein of 376 amino acids.
UAUUUCGUUUAUAUAUUUAAUGUUUCUAAUUAAAUAAUGUAGUGUUUAUAAUUUAUUAAGACUAAUUUGAAUAAAUCUGGAAAUUGUAGCAUAUACAAAAUGCAGGUCAACAAAAUACAAACAACUUUAAAAUUCUAUCGAUCUUGCAUUCUACAAAGUAAAUUACGAUGUUUUACAAUAAUACGGCACAAUUUUUCUUCAACUGUGGAUGUUAUGGAUAUAUUUACAAGUGCAUUAUUAAAACAAGAUAAACAAAAGUCUGAGAUAUGUAGUAUAAGUAAUUUAUUUGCCGGGAAAGAAAAUCAAUUGAAUUACUUCAGUGUAAACGACAAUAGUACAACGAAGUAUUCAGAAAUGACAAACGAAGAGAUCGAUAACAAUUUACUAGACCUGGUAUCGAAGAGUAAGGACAAACAAGUUGUUGAUUUAGUAAAAAUGUGUAGUAAAAAUAGAAAAUUUAUUACUGAAAGCACAAUAAAGAGGUUAUUCCGAACUUACAGUAUUGCUGGAAAGCCUGAAAUUAUCGCGAUUCUUCAAUUAUAUUGUUAUACCGUUGAUUAUGAGCUUUAUAAGCGAAAUGGGGAAUUUUUACACUAUUUAGCCAAAGCACAUUGUUUCAAAGGUAAUUCAGACAAAGGUCUUACAAUAUUAUCAAAUUGUUACAAGAAAUAUGAAGGUUUAAGAGGUUUUUAUAGAAUUAUAUUCAGAGAGUUAAUCCAAGACACAAUUUUAAACAGGUCAGAGGCCUCUUUGGUUAUUUUUAAGAAGUAUGUAUUAGAAUUUAGUAAUAAAUGGAAUGAAGAUUAUCCACUAGUAUGUUUCUGGCAUAUGUGCUGGUCCAGUAAUUGGUUUUCUGAUCAAAUGUUGUCAAAUGAACUGUUGGAGACUUCUGAAAAGUUACAAAAUAUAAUUAGAGACAAGGCAACAGUAUUUUGUGUUAAUAUUUUAAGGGAUUACAAUGAAGAUGCUGUUGUGAGUUUAAUGCAGUCUUUACUCAAAUAUAAAAUGAUGGAGGAGUACACUAAAGUUCUACAGCUGCUUUUUAACUACAAAUUAAGGAACCGCGAUCUCCGAGGUUGCAGAGAGAUUGUCCGUAAUUGUGAAGUACUCGGUAUUAAAUUACCGUCAGACCAACAAGGCAGAUACAUACGAAUGCUCAUAAACAAUGAAACGCCGGAAGAAAAACCUAUCACGAAACCGAAAUUAAAUAAUUUCAAAUUGAAAUUUUAGAUUUUGUAAUUUACUGUACAUAAUUAAAUGAUUUUUGCAGUGUUA